Molecule: messenger RNA, 2017 nt
Organism: Artibeus jamaicensis (Jamaican fruit-eating bat)
Lineage: Eukaryota; Metazoa; Chordata; Mammalia; Chiroptera; Phyllostomidae
Gene: KRT25
Product: keratin 25
Exons: 8
Coding region: 1-1353 (450 amino acids)
Biological process (GO): hair follicle morphogenesis; intermediate filament organization
Molecular function (GO): structural molecule activity
Source: RefSeq, a predicted model, not a curated record
AUGUCCCUUCGACUUUCCAGCAGCUCCAGGAGGGCCUGUGCCCGCCCCACCACAGGAUCCCUCCGGCUCUCCAGUGGGGGAGCCGCCUUCGGGGCUGGAAAUGCUUGUGGGGUGCCUGGAAUCGGCAGCGGCUUCUCCUGUGCCUUUGGGGGCAACUCUCUGGGAGGAAAUGCAGGAGCAAGCAAUUCCUGCGCUGGCUUCACUGUGAACGAGCACGGCCUCCUUUCGGGCAAUGAGAAGGUGACCAUGCAGAACCUCAACGACCGCCUGGCCUCCUACCUGGACAACGUGCGUGCUCUGGAGGAGGCCAAUGCGGACCUAGAGCAGAAGAUCAAGGGCUGGUAUGAGAAGUUUGGGCCUGGAUCUUGCCGGGGGCUGGAUCAUGACUACAGUAGAUACCUCCCUAUAAUCGAUGAUCUCAAAAGUCAGAUCAUUGCUUCCACCACCAGCAACGCUAAUGCCGUUCUCCAGAUCGAUAACGCCAGGCUGACCGCUGAUGACUUCAGACUCAAGUACGAAAAUGAGCUGGCACUUCACCAGAGUGUAGAGUCCGAUGUCAACGGACUGCGCAGAGUUCUGGAUGAAAUCACCCUGUGCAGGACAGACCUGGAGAUUCAGUAUGAAACCCUGAGUGAGGAGAUGACCUACCUCAAAAAGAACCAUAAAGAGGAAAUGCAAGUUCUGCAGUGCGCCGCGGGGGGCAAUGUGAACGUGGAGAUGAACGCGGCGCCCGGGGUGGACCUCACGGUCCUGCUGAACAACAUGCGAGCCGAGUAUGAAGCCCUCGCAGAGCAGAACCGCCGGGACGCAGAGGCCUGGUUCAAUGAGAAGAGUGCCUCGCUGCAACAGCAGAUCUCUGAGGAUGUGGGAGCCACGACCUCUGCCCGGAAUGAGCUGACUGAGAUGAAGCGCAAUCUCCAAACGCUGGAAAUUGAACUUCAGUCUCUCCUAGCCACGAAACACUCCCUGGAGUGCUCCUUGACCGAGACGGAAGGCAACUACUGUGCGCAGCUAGCCCAGAUCCAGGCUCAGAUCGGGGCCCUGGAGGAGCAGCUGCACCAGGUCAGAACCGAGACCGAGGGCCAGAAGCUGGAGUAUGAGCAGCUGCUGGACAUCAAGGUCCACCUGGAGAAGGAAAUCGAGACCUACUGCCUCCUCAUCGGUGGAGAUGAUGGGGCUUGCAAGUCUGGAGGCCACAAGUCCAAAGAUUAUGGACCUGGAAAUACAGGAAGUCAAGCCAAAGAUCCAGCCAAACCCAUAGUGGUUAAGAAAGUUCUCGAGGAGGUAGACCAACGCAGCAAAAUACUGAGCACCAGGCUGCACUCCCUGGAAGAAAAGUCCCAAAGCAAUUAGUCUGAGACACAAGAGCUAGUGGAUGCUGAACACUUUCCAAGAAGAGCAGGCAUGGCGUCAUCGAUCUGUCCUGAGAAAAUGAGCAAGUCUAACACAGAAUCCGUCUCUUCAUCUUUCUGUUACUGAAAUAUAAUCUCUAGCUAUCAAUAGUGGUAUCUCCCCAUUCACCUGGAAGAAUGUCACAUACAAAUGUGACGGCUUAUUUGACUACCUUGUAGAAAAUAAUUCUUUGAUUACCUUAUAGAAAAUAAUUACCUUAUAGAAAGUCAAUUCUUUGUGCUCAAUAAACUUUCUUUCUUCAGCAAGUUAUCACUGAUGGUGUCGUCUUACACUUAAAAUGUUUGUGUCUGUGGUACAGGUAACUGAACACCCAACAGCUUUUAAUUUAUAUGAAAGCUUUAAAAUUUUUAAGAGAUUUCCAUCUAAAUUUUCAAGAGGUUUUCCCAAAAAUUCAAAAUGAGACAAAUACAGAAUGAAUAAAAAUACUUUCACUUGAAUCCCUGACUUGCCAUACUCUGACUUAAUAACAAGUCUAUUCUCCCUUCAUAGUAGAUAAAUGUAUACAUUUCAGGUUCAUGUGUAAAAUGGGGAUUGUAAGAAUACUUCUCUCAAAUGGUUAUUAUAAAGAUUAAGCAAAUGACUGUGAAGUAUACUUAUUGACUAA